GUCUGCUCUCGAGGUUGCCAGCUUCCUCGGACGAACAGUUGGCGCAGGCGCGGCACUGACAGCUGCUGUCUACUUACUACGAAAAGUGUGCUUAAAAAUGGCCUGGAAAUCUGGAGGAGCCAGCCACGCGGAGCUUGUUAACAACCUCCGCAAAAAUGGAAUUAUUAAGUCCGACAAGGUCUAUGAAGUCAUGCUGGCCACGGACCGAGCCCAUUUCUCCAGGUGUAAUCCGUACAUGGACUCGCCACAGUCAAUAGGCUAUCAAGCGACCAUCAGCGCCCCACAUAUGCACGCCUACGCCCUGGAGCUCCUCCACGACCAGCUGUACGAGGGAGCCAAAGCUUUGGACGUCGGCUCCGGCAGUGGAAUCCUGUCCGUUUGCUUUGCACGAAUGGUUGGAGCUAAGGGGAAAGUUAUAGGUAUUGAUCAUAUGAAAGAGCUGGUAGAUGAUUCGGUCACCAACGUGAAGAAAGAUGACCCCAGUUUGAUAACAUCGGGCCGAGUCAAGCUAUUAGUGGGAGACGGGCGGCUGGGCUACACUGAGGAAGCGCCUUUUGAUGCCAUUCAUGUUGGCGCAGCAGCACCCAGUGUCCCCCAAGCUCUCCUGGACCAGUUGAAGCCCGGCGGCCGGCUGAUUCUGCCUGUCGGCCCGGCGGGAGGAAACCAGAUGCUGGAGCAGUACGACAAGCUGGAGGACGGCAGCACCAAAAUGAAGCCCUUGAUGGGAGUGAUUUAUGUGCCUUUAACAGACCGAGACAAGCAGUGGUCCAGGUGGAAGUGACUUCUUUCUCCCCCCUCCUCUCACUCUCUCCUUCUCACAGUGGCAAAGGGAUGAACUUUGAAGAGGAAGACGGUCCAUAAUCCACCUUUUUAAGUUUGAACCUGGAGAGAACUUGGACGGGGUCGAACAGCCCAUGACGUUUUGUUCAAAGCGUAACAAAACAUGCUCUUUUUGUUUAAGUCUAACGAUGGACUAGAGUAUCGCAUUGAUGACAGCCCAGAAGGGCUGGGAAGAAAGACUGUUGAAGCUCCGCACAGAAAUAUUGGAGAGGACAUUUUGUUUUUCUUUUCAGGCCUGCAUCUUUUUUUUUGGUUUUGUAUUCUUUUUAACUGCAGGCUCUUUAGGGUUUCAUUUAGUGUUCUUUCUUUUUUGUGUUGGUUUCACCAUUCGAAAUGCAAUCAGCAAUUUUGACAGUAUUACAUUUCAGCAGCAUCAAAGCUGAAUGUCCGAGGUACGCUGGACAACGACGAGGAAAGCCUGAAUCUUUAAGAUAAUAAUUGCAGGUGUGUGUGUGUGUGUGUGUGUGUGUGGGGGGGGGAUCAUCUAACUGUAGACUUAUCUGCUAACAUAUGAGCUUUUCCCCUGCCUGCAGUAUUAGGAACACACACGCAGGCAACACAACGGCUGACCCACACAUAGAAUAAGCAAGGCAUUGGAUCAUCGAGCACACACUCCGAAGAGAGCUGAGCAUUAACUACAUGAUGCACGUGCACAUCCAGGGCUGUGCUUUCCACCUGGUGGUGUUUGUCACUUUCUGCCGCUGGUUAUCCAUCCGCAAUUAAUGCAGGCUCUUCUGGUGACCGAUGCUAAAUGGGAUAGUCACUGCUUCGCCAAAAUAAACUUCAACAAUUAUAAAGCAAAUGAAUGUCUGUUUUCUUGAAAUCAAAAAGCACAUUUUUGUUUUGGAUGACGGAUGAUAUUUGUCUGUCACAGAUUCUGGAAUGGCACAUGAAAAUAAAGAGGUGCUUAUGUUUUUG
Messenger RNA from Cyclopterus lumpus (lumpfish), 1758 nucleotides. RefSeq names its product protein-L-isoaspartate (D-aspartate) O-methyltransferase (gene pcmt1). Gene Ontology annotation, cellular component: cytoplasm. The coding region runs from base 98 to 781 and encodes 227 amino acids. Gene Ontology annotation, biological process: protein modification process. NCBI's taxonomy places the organism in Eukaryota, Metazoa, Chordata, Actinopteri, Perciformes, Cyclopteridae. The transcript is spliced from 8 exons. The record is from RefSeq and is a predicted model, not a curated record. Gene Ontology annotation, molecular function: protein-L-isoaspartate (D-aspartate) O-methyltransferase activity.